Psilocybe cubensis is the source of this 1653-nucleotide messenger RNA. RefSeq lists its product as uncharacterized. The record is from RefSeq and is a predicted model, not a curated record. The coding region runs from base 1 to 1653 and encodes 550 amino acids. Gene Ontology annotation, molecular function: fluconazole transmembrane transporter activity. Lineage: Eukaryota; Fungi; Basidiomycota; Agaricomycetes; Agaricales; Agrocybaceae. The transcript is spliced from 8 exons. Gene Ontology annotation, biological process: xenobiotic detoxification by transmembrane export across the plasma membrane.
AUGUCCGACAUAUUCAGAGACUCGACAUUCGGGAGUCUCCUGAACACACUCUCCAAUGGACGCCUAUUCCCAUACCCCGAACAGCGUCCUGAUUGGGUGCUUCCAGAGAGCCUGCGCAACUCGCCGGCUGGGCGAUCAUCAGACGAUACGCAUAUAGAAAAGCCUGUCACUGCCUCUGCGGCGCAUUCGACGAAAAGCUCAACAGACCUUGAGAAGAACCCCACAGAAGUUACAGAAAAGCCUGUGUCGGUAAAGCCGACCGUGGGCUGGUAUGGGGACGAUGACCCGGAUAAUCCGAUGAACUGGUCGUUGUUUAAACGAUGCUUUGUGGUCGCUAUGACUUGUCUUCUGACAACUAGCGUGUACACGGGAUCAGCUAUCUAUACCGCUUCAAUCCCAGGAAUCAUGGAUACAUUCGAUGUCUCGCAAACAGCCGCCACGGCUGGUCUCUCACUCUAUGUUAUCGCCUACGGUAUCGGCCCCAUGUUCUUCAGUCCCCUUUCCGAAAUCCCCUCCAUUGGCAGAAGGCCAAUCUACAUUAUUACUCUCAUUAUUUUCGUCGCUCUGCAAGUCCCGACUCUGUAUGCCAACAACAUUCAUACCCUUCUUGCCAUGCGUUUCUUUGCUGGCUUCUUCGGCUCUCCGGCGCUUGCUAGUGGUGGUGCUACAAUCCAGGAUAUGUUCCACUUCAUCAAGCUCCCCAACGCUAUGGUUCUCUGGAGUGUCACAGCUCUCUGUGGACCGCUUCUCGGUCCCAUCAUGGGUGGUUUCGCAGCCAUGGCCAACGGAUGGAAGUGGCCCAUCUAUGAGCUUUUGUGGCUUACGGGCUUCACUCUCAUCUUGUUGAUCUUCUGGUACCCCGAGACGAAUGCCGAGACUAUCCUCCUUCAACGCGCCCAACGCAUCCGCAAACGAACCGGCAUGCAGCACCUCACCAGCGACAGCGAGGACAAGCAGGCCCAUCUUGCUUUCUCGUCCAUCAUCUUCGAGUCUCUCCUCCGUCCGUUCCAGCUCAUGACUGAGCCCGUCAUUCUUUAUCUCAAUCUCUAUAUUGCUCUCGGCUAUGCUAUCUUCUACUUGUGGUUUGAGGCCUUCCCGCUCGUCUACAUCGAGAUCUACCAUUUCAAUCUCGGUACAUCCGCCCUGCCGUUCAUGGGACUCCUGAUCACCGCCUGCCUCACCGGAGCCUGCUACCUCAUCUACAACAAAUACGUCAUUGAGGCUACCUUCCUCCGCACUGGCGCAAUCAUCCCCGAGUCGCGUCUCACCAUCGCCCUCUUCGCCGCACCGUUCGGGCCUAUUGCCCUCUUCAUCUUUGGCUGGACUGCUCGUGAGGAUAUCCACUGGAUGGCACCUACAAUCGGAGCUGCUCUCUUCUUGCCUGGACUCUUCCUCGUUUUCCAAGGCGCUGUGGUGUAUCUACCCAUGUCAUACCCAAGAUACGCUGCUUCCAUCCUCGCUGGAAACGGUCUUUGCAGAGCUCUUCUCGGUGGAGCGUUCCCACUCUUCGGACGCUCUCUCUAUGAAUCUCUUGGCAUCGGAGGUGGCUGCUCUCUCCUCGCUGGUAUCACCAUUGCCUUCUGGCCAGGUCUCUGGUACCUCUGGAAGAACGGCGCCAAAAUCAGAGCUAAAUCGAAAUACGCCAAUUUCUAA